Molecule: messenger RNA, 1791 nt
Organism: Rosa rugosa (rugosa rose)
Lineage: Eukaryota; Viridiplantae; Streptophyta; Magnoliopsida; Rosales; Rosaceae
Exons: 4
Coding region: 1-1791 (596 amino acids)
Source: RefSeq, a predicted model, not a curated record
AUGCCUGAUUCCCUGGUUGCUAGGUGCAUUUAUUCAGGAAAAGGUUAUAUGAUUCCUCUGAAUCAAUGUAUGAGCUUUUCCGACUUGUAUGAAGAUGUUUUCAGUACGUUCCAGUUUUUGCCAGGUGAUGUUCUUGAGCUUCAGUAUUCACUACCGGGUUGUGAAGUGUGUUUUCUUCGUUCCGAUCGUGAUUUCCAGAUGCUGUUUUGCGGUGCUAGAAUACAUAAUUUAGAAUGUGUUGAGAUUUCAGUUUUAAAGAUGGGUGGAAGUUGCAGCAACACAUGUUCAGUGGAUAGUCGUUCGGAAUUUGUUGAUGAGGAAGAUUUUUUGGGGGAGGCAUUUAGGAUUGAAGUUCACAAGUCGUAUUUGUUUGAUGAGUGGAGUUCCUAUAUUCAUCAUGUUGGGGAGAAGUUUCAUGGUGCAGCUGAGCUCCGUGAGAAACUCAGGAAGUAUGCAAUUGCAGUUGGUUUCGAGUUCGUUUUUUUUUUUAGAAAUGAUUUGGACCGUAUUCAUGCAGUUUGUUCAAAUGUUGGUGUAGUUCGGACUCAAAAGCACAAGUUUCUGGGAUCCAAGGUUGUGAAGACUUGCAUUGCUGCCGAUGUUAGCUAUAAUCUUUCUCUGAAGCCACGGGAAAUUAUGAGUAAAUUCAAGUCAACAUAUGGUUUUGAUAUUUCCUACAAGGUUGCCUUGAAAGCGAAGCAUAGUGCUACAGAAGCGAUUUAUGGUUCCGAUGCAGAUUCAUUCAGCAAGUUAUCUUGGUAUAAGGAAGCCGUUUUGGAGAGUAAUCCGGGCUCUUCUUUUGUGUUGGAAGUUGACCCAUCCACUAAUCGUUUUCUUAGGCUUUUCGUAGCUUACGGAGGUUGUAUUGAAGGCUUCCAAUUCUGUCUGCCGGUGUUGUAUGUUGAUGGAACGUUUGGUAAAAGCAUUUACAAGGGUCAGAUUCUUUCUGCAACUGGAAGGAAUGGAAAUCAAGGUUUUUACCCACUAGCCAUAUGUUUUUGUGACUCUAAGACAAAAACAAAUUGGACAUUCUUUUUCAAGCAUUUGAAGAGUUUACUUGAACCUCAAGGAAGAGUCAUCACAUUUAUUAGUGAUCGGGGUACCGGACUGUUGAGUGCUUUCGAUAAGGUAUUUCCUGGACAUCCUCACCUGUUUUGUUACAAGCAUUUAGUGGCAAACCUUGCCGCUAAAUAUAAGGGUAAAAGCAAUUCUGUGAUGAUAGACGAGGUUAAGCAAAAGUUUUUUAAGGUUGCAUAUUCCUCUACCGAGAAGGAAUACCGUUUCAAUUUACGGUUGCUUAGGCAAGAGGGUGGGGCUGAGAUUAUUGACCCAUUUCUUGCUGAAAUUCCAGUUGAACAUUGGUGCCGCGCAUUUUAUACAGGCGACCGAUAUGGAAUAAUGGCCAAUGGGAUUGCAGAAUCAUUUAACUCUUGGAUUUCACUUGAGCAUUUGAUGCCCAUCAAUUUUUUUCCUUGUCCUCACGGCCUUGCUGCAAUACAAGCUGCUUCUGAAAAUGUAUAUCAUGAUUAUAUUGAUAAGUACUUUAGUGUUGAUAUGUUCAAGAAGAGCUACAGUUUUCCCAUCCGGCCAACAACCAAUGUUGAUAUGUCUUCUUCUGAAUCUUCUACUGACUGUAUAUUACCUCCCCUUGCGAAGAGGCCACCUGGGAGGCCCAGGGUGAAGCGGUUCAAGUCUAUUGGAGAGGUCGAAAAGAAGCUGAUUCGUUGCGGCCGUUGCGGAAAAAUGGGCACUCAUAACAAGAAGAACUGCACAGAACCUCUCGUUCAGUAG